Umbelopsis ramanniana AG is the source of this 782-nucleotide messenger RNA. RefSeq lists its product as uncharacterized. NCBI's taxonomy places the organism in Eukaryota, Fungi, Mucoromycota, Umbelopsidomycetes, Umbelopsidales, Umbelopsidaceae. Gene Ontology annotation, molecular function: ATP binding; dephospho-CoA kinase activity. The coding region runs from base 37 to 753 and encodes 238 amino acids. The record is from RefSeq and is a predicted model, not a curated record. Gene Ontology annotation, biological process: coenzyme A biosynthetic process. The transcript is spliced from 3 exons.
ACCGACAAACGCCGAAUCACCUUAAACCAUCUACCAAUGAAAUUAAUCGGGCUUACUGGUGGUAUUGGCUCUGGCAAGUCCACUGUGUCUCGGAUUAUAGCAGAGCAGAAUGUACCAAUUAUCGAUGCCGACCUCAUUGCUCGGCAAGUCGUGGAGCCUGGUCGUAGAGCAUAUAAAUUAAUUCGAAAACACUUUGGUGACGAGGUAUUGAAUGCCGACGGAACUAUCGAUAGACCUAAGCUAGGUGCCAUCAUUUUUGGUGACUCGGACAAACGCAAGGUACUCAACAGCUGCGUUCACCCAUAUGUCCGCCUCGAGAUGUUUAAGCAAGUAUUUUGGCAUUGGAUGACUGGAAAAAAGCUGGUAUUUCUGGAUGUCCCGUUGCUCUUCGAGAGCAAGCUUGACAAAUUUGUCAACACCACUGUCGUGGUAUUCUGCUCCGAACUGUUGCAACUCCAACGAAUAGUGAAACGCGACAACAUGACUGAAGAAGCUGCAACGCAACGAAUUCGCUCCCAAAUGCCUUUGAGUGAAAAAGUCAAACUCGCCAAUAUCGUUCUGGACAAUUCAAGCGAUGUAGAUCAACUCAAGAUACAGGUGAAGAAUCUCGUUAGAAGACUGACGCCGCCAGUUUCAAGCUGGCUUCUUGGCUGGAUUGUUCCACCAGUAGCUUUGGCAAUAUCAGGUUUUUUCAUCAAGGAUUAUGCCACGCGUGGUGCCCGCCUUCUCAUUGCUCAUUACAGUAGACCAUAGUUUACAAAGUUUGACAAGCUUUAUAUAGA